This is a messenger RNA of Salvelinus sp. IW2-2015, 4095 nucleotides long. RefSeq names its product calcium homeostasis modulator protein 5-like. NCBI's taxonomy places the organism in Eukaryota, Metazoa, Chordata, Actinopteri, Salmoniformes, Salmonidae. Gene Ontology annotation, molecular function: monoatomic cation channel activity. The record is from RefSeq and is a predicted model, not a curated record. Gene Ontology annotation, cellular component: plasma membrane.
AACCCACUGUUCCCUAGGCCGUCAUUGUAAAUACAAAUUUGUUCUUAACUGACUUGCCUAGUUAAAUAAAAAAGAAGGAGCAUAUUUACUUCCUGUUAGCUAGUGCACUGCAAAAUACUUUCAAGUAAAAGCCUGUUACCAGUGUAUAUGUAGAAUCUUCAUGACGGUAACCCACAAGAAUAUUUAGUUGGACCUUACAAGCUUGGUCUCCAAAGUAUUUCUGCGUUAUUGUUAUUUAUAUUAUUGCACUGUAGACCGACCAUUGCCACAAGUGAACUGCGAUGAACAUCAGCUCUGAAUUGAAUAAUAACUUAGCGAAAUUGUUAGAUUCGUAUCUCUGUGUAAAGCUUAAGUAGUACUAGUCAGAGAUUGUCAGUAUUUCUGUUACAUGUAUUUGACAUACAGAUUUCAGUUACUUUUAAUAUAUAUAUUUUUUUAAUUUUAACAAGGUACUUCAGAGAAUGGUAUUUUGUAUUUUCAAAAUACUACAAAUACUUUUCUCCAAAAAAUGUAUAGUGGUUCACAGUUUUGUGGCCCAAUAUCAGGCCAAAUUUGCUGCAUCGGUAUCAGAAGUCUUAUGGUACUAUCGUGUGAGGCCAUGGAAGUUGUUGUUGGAUGAGUGGAGGAGCAUGAAAGUAUGCACUUUAAGUAUGAGGAUAAUGCAGCAAUUUGGUCCAAAAGGGGAAAGUAAACUUGACUUUGAAAGGGAACACGCUAUGUUAUUGCCACAAUGUCACUGCACUCACUGUCAUUCGGGAAGUGAGUCCUGUGCCUCGACUUUCUUUCAAACACCUUUUCACCUCCACCUGCACCUCUGGUUACGUCACGCUCACAGUAUCUCAUUUCUAACACCAAUGCAAACGAAUUUGCAGGGGGCCACAAAGCUCUGAAGACUAACAUAUACAUUGAUAAAUUGGUCAUUAGGAUAUUUCUUUACAUUUUGUAACAAGAUACAUUUUGAUUUAGUACAUUAGGUACCUGAUGUGGCUAGUACAGCCCUGUUAAAAGCUUCUCUGUGGGAGAAAUCAAUGCACUCAGAGCCUUUUAGGGUGAGGAGAGUAUAGCUUCAUCCUGUGGGCGUAGAGCGUAGAAACUCACCACAGCCUUCUAUAGGAAAUGGGAGAGGAAACUCUUCUGUUUACCAACCACUGACUCAGAACACGUGUUUGAUCUGCCCAUUUCUCCUUUUUCUGAAAAAAUGAUAGGUCUUAUGCAAGUCUAAUGUAAUGUCUAGCUAGCUAAAUGAUUGUCUAUAAAACUGUGCUCUGUGUUUAUAUUUUUGGGGUAUGCAUGAUAUGCAUCUGCGUGAGGUUCCAUAGCUCAUUAUUAACAUUAUUGUUGAUUUCCAUUUAAUUUUGCAACUGCUAAUGAAUGCAGGGCAGCCUUGGUGCCGAAAUACCACAUUGCUUCGUGUGUGUGUGUGUGUUUAUGUGUGUGCGCGUUUGUGCAUGUAAGAGAAAGGGGAAAAGAAAGAGAGGGCGAGAGAGAGAGAGAGAGAGCAAAGGGUGAUUUCAUAUACUGUAUAAUGUUGUAUCUGGCUCAAGCUGUAUGGGAAUUUAAUACAGAUAAUAAAUCGUGUUGCUGAAAUCACUGUGCUGCUCAAAUAACUAUUGAAAUAAAUCUGGUUAAAGUGAAGUUAAUGUUAAUGUUUUUUUGACAGACUGCAUGACCCCGUGGCUGYUUGUCAUAUGACAUCACUCUGAGAGGACAACGGCAGCUGCAUGGUCUGAAGUACAAAAACAGAUCAGCAGGAUCUCAGCCAGUUCAGUCACUGCUAUUUUAUUACCUACGCAUAGGAAAGGAGGGGGAGUGACAGAGAAGGACAUUUAGAAGGAAGAAAUAAGAAUCAGGGUGGGGUUUGAGAGUUGGAGAAUGCAGACAAUCUCAUUGGAUUAAGUGGGUGGACAAGGGUGGGAAACAGAGAUAAAGUGAGGAAAAGAGGGAGGAGUUGGAAAAGUGAAAGAGAAAGAACAGGAAGGAGGAAAAGGGAGGGGCAGAAAUAGGCUCAGAAGAACUUCAGUGUGUUUGUCUUCGGCUUAAACAGCACAGGGAGUGGAGUGAGUGUUGGAGACGCAACCGUUUGCAUCUAAACUAUUUCACUGCUGUAUUUUUCCUCUUCUAAUACUCCAUUCUCUUUGCGUUAUCUUGGUAUUUGCGGAGCGUGCGUGACAAACCCCUUGUCGACACCAUGGAUAACUUCCAGACCGUCCUGCGCUUUUUCAUGAACCAGAAGGCCACCAUUGGCUACAGCUUCAUGGCCCUCCUGACCAUCGGGGGAGAGCGGAUCUUCUCCAUGGUCUCAUUCCAGUGCCCCUGCAACCACGACCAGAACUUUGCAUACGGCCUGACCUUCCUGUUGGGCCCAGGCCUGGUGCUUCUGGUGCUGGGUCUUUUCUUCAGCAGCAAGCUGUGGCGCCUCUACACUGGCUGUUGCCUAAACCCCAUUAAGCUAUGCCCCAGGGGCAACUGUUUCACCUGCCUCAAAGUGUUUGUCAAAAUCUUCUCCGGUGCCUGUGUGGCCCCUAUCAUGUGGCUGUGUGUGGCACUGUUGAACGGGACCUUCUACGAGUGUGCCGUCAGCGGGCUGGAUGAUAACCUGGUGGUGGAUCUGUUCUGUAAAAACAAGACCUUGAUGUGCCGGGAGGAGUUGGCCCGCGUGCCCUGCAGCAAGUCCAAGCUGCCCAGUGACGAGAACAUGGAACUGUUGCUCAUGUUCCGGGCUCAGUCACAGAUACUAGGCUGGUGUAUUAUCAUCAUUUCAGCCAUACUAGGGCUCCUCGGGACCUGCUACACAAACUGCCGCUCAAAGGUCAGCUACCUGCAGCUCACCUUCUGGAAGCGCUACGUAGAAAAGGAGAAGGAGCAGUUUGACACAUUCGCUAUGGAGUAUGCAUCCAAGCUGGCCGAGAGGAACCUAAAGAGCUUCUUUGAGAACCGUGACCCGGAAAUAUUCCCAUUCCCCAACCACAAGGCCUGGGAGGAGAUCUCAGCCCUCUACACCUUCUCCAAGAGUGAGCAGUACUACAGCACCCUGCAGAGGUAUGUGGAGCGUGAUGACCGAGACUACAGCCCUGAGAAAAGACCAGUCAUGGACCUGGAGCACGGCAUAGAGAUGAGCUGAGAGAGGGACGGAUAAUGGCAGAGUAUGAAUUACAGUAUAUCCUAUUUGUUUUACCUUUAUAAAUGACAUGCAGUAAAUACAAUAGAUUUAACUCACAGACUGAGAAGAAGCGUUGUUGCCUGCAUUUCCCCCAAAGCACUGACAUCUACACAGAGCACCAUUCAGAAAGUUAUUACCAGUGACACAGCAGUGAUUACCAGAGAAUGCAGCCAUUGCAGAAGUGGUGAAACAGUAGGGCUUCUUGUCUGCUGGAACCCACAGUUCGUGAAUGGUCAUGAACACUAGCUGAUGCAAUGUCCCUGUCAUAACAAACACUUUGAUUUGACAAAGUCUCCUCUACCUCUAUUUGACAUGCCUUUUGAAGCAUUUCAUUCACUUUACUGGUACAUAAUGGUAGGAGAGCUAUUGUAAUUGUAUAGUUUCAAUAGGGAAUUUUGCAUGUAAUAUUGCGCCACAAUAUGAAUGCUACAUGAAUGACAGAGUUGUAACAUGCAAUUUGCUUGAAAUGUUUACACAACUCAAUGUUUACAUUAUUAUGACAACUUGAGCACCACCUUAAAGUGUCUUUCUAUGGCAGUACAAGUGAAGUACAGCUCACUUGAUAUGUUAUGUUAAUUUGGGGAUAACUCUGCCAUUACUACCGUCCUGUUCAAUUAUUAAUGUCAAUAGAAGUCAAUAACUCACACAUUAAGAGCUAAUAAAUCAUGUAUGACAUACGGGAUAUUCUCACUGGAUUCUACAAAAACAUUUGUGGAACCUGUUUUUAUUUUUUUCAUCUCCUUUCUAACAUCUGUAAAAUCCCUACCAUGUAAUGUGUAAGCACUAAAUGAACCUGUUCAUAGAACAUUAUUUGGACAUGUUGCAUUAUGCCUGAUAAAAACAUUUUAGGGUGGUGAGUUUGUGUGUAAAAACAGUCCAUGACUUGUUCAACAUUUUGUUCUGUUACAGUCUGAAUUACAAAUGGAUUCAAUUGA